CCAUGCUCAUUGGUGUGUGUGUGAGGGAAGCCAAAACCUACAAGUCCGGCGUGAAGGGAAGAGUAGCCGGCCCUCGCCCAGCCCAGUGGAGAACCGCGCUUCCCCUUCGAAGGCAGGGUGAGCCGCAGCCGCCUAGAGUUCCCUCGAACUCGGGGUUUCAGAGCGGAGACGCCAGCCUCCCACAAACUCUUCCAGCCCGAGAUCGCUCCGACCGGGAUGGGCGGCGGGAUCUGGCUGCCAUUCCCAGUGCUCUUCCUGGCCGCGCUGCUGCGGGGCGCGGCCGGCUUCAAGCCCUCUUUGGACAGCGACUUCACCUUCACGCUCCCGGCGGGCCACAAGGAGUGCUUCUACCAGCCCAUGCCCCUGAAGGCCUCGUUGGAGAUCGAGUACCAAGUUUUAGAUGGAGCAGGAUUAGAUAUUGAUUUCCAUCUUGCCUCUCCAGAGGGCAGAACCUUAGUUUUUGAGCAAAGAAAAACAGAUGGUGUUCACACUGUAGAGACUGAAGUUGGUGACUACAUGUUCUGCUUUGAUAAUACAUUCAGCACCAUUUCUGAGAAGGUCAUCUUUUUUGAAUUGAUUCUGGAUAACAUGGGAGAAGAGGCUCAAGAACAAGAAGACUGGAAAAAAUAUAUUACUGACACAGAUGUGCUGGAGAUGAAACUAGAGGAUAUCCUGGAAUCCAUCAACAGCAUCAAGUCCAGACUAAGCAAAAGUGGCCACAUACAAACUCUGCUUAGAGCAUUUGAAGCUCGUGAUCGAAACAUACAAGAAAGCAACUUUGAUAGAGUCAACUUCUGGUCUGUGGUUAAUUUGAUGGUCAUGGUGGUCGUGUCAGCAAUUCAGGUUUAUAUGCUGAAAAGUCUAUUUGAAGAUAAGAGAAAAAGUAGAACUUAAAACUACAACAGUGUCACUUAACAUUGAAAAAUAAGAGGUAGAAAAUUCUAAUACACUGUUACAGUCAAGAUCAUUAGUAGUCUUUACCAUAACAUUUUCAGAAAUUUAAGUGUAAAAUAUGUAAAAUUUAGUAGAAAAGGAAAAUCCUCGUUUACGUCCAGAUAACAUUGACCCACUUAUACACUUAUGUAUACAACAGGAUAUCAUACAUUUGGAUUUAAUUAAAUGAAGCCAUAUUAACUAUUUUUCUAAGUUUAAAAAUCUUUCCCAAAUAUCAUAUAUGAAUUAAAUAAAUGAACAGUGUUCGUAAACACACCACCCAUUUGCUUUUACCCACAACUUUCUCUGUAAAUGUAGCAGUUUUACAAAUCAUUUGAGAAUUAUAUAAUUACGGACUGAAUAGAUCAUUUUUCUCUAUUACAUCUCUCCAAAAAAGUAAAUAGAAGUAUAUCAUGGAAAUAAUAUUUUUAAGAUUUUUCUUUUUGUUUUGUUUUGUUGUUUUUC
Onychomys torridus (southern grasshopper mouse) is the source of this 1398-nucleotide messenger RNA. It is a transcript of the gene Tmed5, whose product is annotated as transmembrane p24 trafficking protein 5. Gene Ontology annotation, cellular component: Golgi apparatus; endoplasmic reticulum-Golgi intermediate compartment; COPII-coated ER to Golgi transport vesicle. Bases 217 to 894 code for a protein of 225 amino acids. Lineage: Eukaryota; Metazoa; Chordata; Mammalia; Rodentia; Cricetidae. The record is from RefSeq and is a predicted model, not a curated record. Gene Ontology annotation, biological process: endoplasmic reticulum to Golgi vesicle-mediated transport; intracellular protein transport; Golgi organization. The transcript is spliced from 4 exons.